Diatraea saccharalis (sugarcane borer) is the source of this 2410-nucleotide messenger RNA. The record is from the annotation of a GenBank genome assembly. NCBI's taxonomy places the organism in Eukaryota, Metazoa, Arthropoda, Insecta, Lepidoptera, Crambidae.
UGACGAAAUGUGUUCUGUGGUUAUUAGUCUGUGUGAAGUUUAUUUUGUUUGAAGGCAUUUUUACUUGCAAUUUAGUAGGCAAAUUUCUUUAUCUUUCCAGAGAAAGAUUAUCUAAUAAACAGAUCAAAGAGAAUUUAAACAUACAGGUUAAAUAUGGAUACAGACAUCAAUGAUAGUGAUGAAGAUACGGAAACACAAAUUAAAGAUCUUGAACAGCUGACUGCUGUUUUGGAAGAAGACGAAAUUUCUUCGAGUGUGGUCUCUAAAUAUUCUGCAAGUACACUUAAUCUGCCAUGUUCGUCUGACAAAAUACAAGAAUAUUCUAAAAUUGAAACAGCUUUGGCCCUCAAUAAACUUACUGAUGACAAACUAAUUUGUUUAGAGAAGACACUUCUUGUCAAGUUAAGUGAAUGCAGGAAAAAGCUCUUAGAGUUACAAGAUUCAGACACAUUAAGCGAAAGACCCACUAGAGCCCAAACAUUUCGUUACGUAUCAUGUGCUAAACCUUAUUUUAAAGACAAAAAUGGUUUUCAACCUCCAGAUAAUCUUGAUACAACACUUAUGAUAAAAACAGGAAUGUAUAAUUUCUCAAACGUCACACAGGUACCUGGUUGGACUGUUAAGGAUAAAAGUGAAUUUAUAUCAAUAAUAUACAAACUGUCUAAGGAUAUCAAAAAGAAAGAGUUAAAGUCAAGAAUCUCUGAACUAAAGCGAGAUGUAAAAAUAAUGGAUACAAAAAAGAAUUCUGAAAUUGCAGCUUUAACUGAAGAAAUCAAUAACAAAAUUCCUAAAAAAAGCCUAAAAGAGUUAGCAUUGCCAGUAGAACAGGAUUAUGAUUGGGACUAUCUAGCUAAUACAUUUAAUCAAAGGCACACUCCGCAAGAGUUCAGCUCAUUGUGGAAGUUAUUCUUACACCCUUCUAUUAAUAAGGAGUCCUGGAGCAAAAAUGAACACUGUAAGUUACAAAAAAUUGCACAACAUUAUAAUUAUCAGAAUUGGAAACAAAUUGCAGAGGAACUAAAAACAGGACGCACUGAAUACCAGUGUUUCGUAUAUUUUAGGACUAAUAUGGGCAAUACAUUCACUAGUCAAAAAUGGACCAAGGAAGAAGAGGAAUAUCUGAAGAGACUAAUUGAAUACUACAGAGAAGAUGAUUAUAUACCUUGGGGUAGGGUAGCAGCAUCAAUGGAGAACCGAACAAAUAUUCAAAUCUAUAAUAAAUAUCGCAGGCUUAUUGAACUUAGGAAAGGAAGAUUUCUGCCAGAAGAGGAUGCAGUAAUAUUAAAUUGUGUACAAAAAUACGGAAAAAACUAUAAGUUAAUAGCACCCUUUGUUGGUAGGUCUGAAACACAAAUAAAAAAUCGAUAUCAAGUCCUGGCAAAAACUAAAUUAUCAGCAGUAUGGACACUGGCCGAAGAUAAGAAGCUUGUUCAGUUAAUGGCCAAUCAAGACUCUACAACGAAUUUUGCUAGUAUAAGCAAAUAUUUCCCUGGAAAAGACCGUAUCCAUAUAAGAGCUCGAUAUCUUACAUUAAAAAAAUGGAUGAAGAGAAACCCCAAUGUGGAUAUUAUACAUGCACCUCGCCGUGGCGCGAGACGCCUUGGCCAUGGACAGGCUGCUGAUAAUUUGGAUAAAGCUAUUGAAAAACUAAAAGAUCGAAUGCAAUCUGAAGUAGAAAGUAAAAAGUCAAAAAGAGUCACAAGAUGUUCAAGUGAAGCAGAAAUAGAGGAAUCUAUAAUUGCAUUCAUGGUCACUGAAUGUAUAAAUGAUGUUGAAAAAAAUCUUUCACAAAUUUCAAAUAAGUUUAUUCUUGACAAUGGGGCUGUUGUCUCCACAAGAAGUCUAAAUACAACAAACAUAAUAAAAACCUUAAUAUUAUUGAGAGCUAAAUUAAGUCAGGAAGCAUUUCAAGAAAGUCCAUACUGUGCUAAUUUUCCAGAAUUAAUUAUGCCUGAACGAGAGGUUUGUUUAGUUAAAGUGAAAUCAUAUUCUAAAAAAAGUAUACUGAAUACCAUACAAAUUAAAAAACAUGUUAAUGUGUGGGGAAAUGUUCUCACAGGAACUGCUGAAUAUGUUAUGCCUCCAAAUUUUUCUACUAUUACUGGAUGCAAAACAUUGAUCAGCCAUGUCACCACUAAAAAUCUUAUAAAACUAGAUCUAAAUCCAUUGCAAAAAAAAAAUGUACUCUUUAAGGAACAAAUAUGUAAUCUAAUGGAACGUUUUUAUGUGCUUUUUUUGUGGCCAAUGUUAAUGUCAAAUGAAAUGCCAAGAUUAGAUCACACAAAGAAAAAAAAUUUAUACACACGAAAGAAAUGUAGUUCUAAUUUAUAUAAAAGUUUGUUAUUUGAAAAUAAUGAAGAUGUUGAAAUUAACGAUGAUAAAAUGGUUGAUGAAUCAUAAUUGGUUAUGU